UCUCAUGAACGCAACGCUUGUAACCACGGCAAUGACGCUCUGCUUGUUGCUAUCCAUCCUAGCCUAGCCAAGCUAACAGAUUAUCUUCGAACAACUGCUGACGUGCAUCUUCGCUUUUGCUGCCAUUUUGAGACAGAAGUUAGCUUAAUUAGUGACGCCAACAUUAGUGCAAUAGCCACCAUGGCUGAUAUCGGGUGUAAUGAGCAUCAUCAGAACGAGGUAAUCAACUACAUGCGGUUUGCUCGAUCCAAGCGUUUGUUGAGGCUCAAGACUGUGGAUUCCUGCUUCGAAGAACUUAAAGACAGCAGAUUGGUGGAGGAGACCUUCACAGUGGAUGAGGUGCGCGACAUGCUGGACGGGCUGCACGCGGUGGUGCGAGGCGAGGUGGAGAUGGAACUCAUCAAUACGGCGCACACCAACGUUCUGCUGCUGCGCCAACUCUUCUUUCAGGCUGAAAAGUUCUACUUGCGCUUGCAGACCGACAUCUCAGAGCUGGAGAACAGGGAACUACUAGAGCAAAUAGCAGAAUUUGAGAAGACUGACUUUAAAGUUUCCCAUAAGUUGAACCAGGAAAGCAGCAAACCCAAGCUGGCACCACUUAACGAAAGCGGCGUAUCGCAACUUUUAAACAAGGAGAUUGCCAAACUGCAGGAGGAGAAUGAGAAACUGAAGGCUAAAAUGCGCACUUUGGAAUCACAGGCAAUGAACGUACUGGACGAGAAGACCAAAGCCCAGAAAGCCCUAGAAGACCUUCGGAAGGUGCAAGGUGACGAGCAGCUAUCGGCUCAGUCCAAGGAAAUCAGCUGCCUGGAGGACACGGUGGCAGCCCUCAAGGAGGACUACGAGCGCUCGCUGACUGUCAACGCUGCCUCGAAGAAAGACCUGCAGGAGAACCUGGUGUCCACCAAACACGAACUCCUACGAGUGCAGGAGCAGCUAGCUCUGGCAGAGAAGGAACUAGACAAGAAGUUUCAGCAAACAGCGGCCUAUCGCAACAUGAAGGAGAUUCUGGCCAAGAAGAAUGAGCAGAUUAAGGAAAUUAGGAAACGCUUGCAGAAAUACGAGCCCGACGAAUGAGGCGCCGUCACCGCUGUUCUAAGGGAAGUUCAGGUAGAAAGGCGGAACCGCAAAGGUUUUUGAGGGGCGUCGGCCAUUCAAUUACCCUGGCUGCUGACAAUUUGUGAGGACUCGUUUCUGCGUAUUUAACCAAAUAUUUGAUCUCUUGUUGGCUUCUGGUUUUGGAUGGGUCAGUCGGAACCUUGAGCUGAGGUUCUACGGAACUAUCAUGUCCAACAAGAAGAGGCCUUCACUGAUUUGAAUUCUUGGAAUAACAAUUCAAAAUUUUUACCCUUGACUGAACUGUGUGAGAAUGUUUGACCCUGACGCGGCUGUCAGUGACACGUUUCUGUUCUGCUUAUUAAAUGCUGUGCUGUUUCGUUUGCUAGAUUUCCACGCUUUGCUAUACGUGACAUAUGUAGACUGGUAAAAUCGACACACGGGCAAUGGAGUGCAAGAGAAAACGCAAAUCAAAUAAGUGUGGUGCUUUGUUCGGCAGAUUAAAAGCUGUUUGCAAAUACAUUAAGAGGGUUUUUGGAGGCUUUUUAACACAUUUUAGCAGUUGGUUGGCCUAAACACGAUCAGAAGUGUUUAUUUACAUUCACAAGAUAAAUUCUAAAAUCAUAUUUGUUUCAUGUAACUGUAUGACUUUUUCGUUUUUAGCAUUUUAUUUUGCUUGUGCUGCCCACAGUAAGUCUAUUUAAAGUUUAGAUUAUGUCCAAUCAGAAUUCAUUGUUUUUCAAAGCAAUCACAGAUGUAUACAAAUGUAUUUUGAUUCAUAAGAAUCAAUCAUUUGCUUUCAUAGUGCACCACAGAAAUCAGAAUAUAUAGAAUUUCUUGAAAAUUCGUGCAUACUUUUUGGUCCACAAUAUCAAUAAAUGAUUAAUCAACAAGUAACCAUAGACUUCACCAUCAGUUGACAAGACAGCUCUCAGAAACAUUGCACCACGCGCCUACCCAUUGGAGGCCGUCCCAGGCAGAGCGUUUGGCUUUCACUGUGAUAAAUUCAAACGCGCUGUGUUCAAAUGCAGAUUUAGGUGGGAAAAGGACAAAUGUUUUACUGCGUACAAGCAGGAAGAAGUGUCUCAAGAGUGAUUUGGUCGAGGAUUCAAGGUAAUUAUUAUAUAAAAUAUUCCGAUGCAUGCACUUUGAAACGUUGUGAAAAAAUGCAUGGAAAAAACUUUAGCUUGAAAUAUUUACGUAAAAUGAAUGAUAACUACCUGUUUUUUUGCUUUUAAC
Corythoichthys intestinalis (scribbled pipefish) is the source of this 2295-nucleotide messenger RNA. RefSeq names its product leucine zipper transcription factor-like 1 (gene lztfl1). Gene Ontology annotation, biological process: negative regulation of protein localization to cilium. The record is from RefSeq and is a predicted model, not a curated record. Lineage: Eukaryota; Metazoa; Chordata; Actinopteri; Syngnathiformes; Syngnathidae. Gene Ontology annotation, cellular component: cytoplasm. Bases 181 to 1077 code for a protein of 298 amino acids. The transcript has 11 exons.